Pararge aegeria (speckled wood butterfly) is the source of this 786-nucleotide messenger RNA. Its product is annotated as ATP synthase subunit b, mitochondrial-like. The record is from RefSeq and is a predicted model, not a curated record. Gene Ontology annotation, biological process: proton motive force-driven ATP synthesis. Lineage: Eukaryota; Metazoa; Arthropoda; Insecta; Lepidoptera; Nymphalidae. Gene Ontology annotation, molecular function: proton transmembrane transporter activity. Bases 19 to 786 code for a protein of 255 amino acids. The transcript has a single exon.
UCAUCUGUUAUAUAAAUAAUGAUUAUUCAUAGCAUUUUAAAGUUACAUCCAAAACAAAUCACUCCAUGCCUUAUAAUGUCUCACACGGUUACAUGCCCUACAAGAUAUCAACAAUCUGCACCAGAUGGCGGUAGUUCCAAGUGCUCAUCUGAAACGUAUCUAAAAAGGGCUGAAAAACCUGGUAAAGUUCGUAUGGGAUUCAUACCAGAAGAAUGGUUUUUAUUCUUUCAUCCUAAAACUGGUGUUACAGGCCCAUACAUGUUCGGCAUAGUCGUCGCGAACUAUUUAUUCAGUAAAGAGAUUUAUGUUAUGGAGCACGAAUAUUACACCGCAUUGUCAAUAAUACCUAUGUUGUACCUGGCCAAUACUAAACUUGGGCCAGGGCUUGCUAAAAUGUUGGACAAAGAUAUAGACGACUUAGCCAAUUCUUUAGAAAAACGUAGGGAAGAUGAGAAGAGCGUUUUCGAAAAUGUUAUCAAGGAGUCGAAGACAGCUCAAUGGAGAGCUGAAGGACAGAAGUUAUUAAUGGUUGCUAAAAAGGAGAACGUUGCAAUGCAACUCGAGGCGAUAUACCGGGAGAGGUGUAUGCAACUAUUCCUUGCGGUCAAAGGCCGAAUGGACUAUCAGGUAAAGCUAUAUCGAGCUUCCGCUAGGAUACAGCAAAAGUGGAUGGUACAGUGGAUUAUUCAGAAUGUCAUGAAGUCUAUUACUCCAGAAUUUGAACAGGCGUAUUUAAGUAAAGCUAUUGGAGAUAUAGCCACCAUAGCAAACCGUGCUCCUAAAUAA